Messenger RNA from Cherax quadricarinatus, 7194 nucleotides. RefSeq names its product peptidyl-glycine alpha-amidating monooxygenase B. The record is from RefSeq and is a predicted model, not a curated record. Gene Ontology annotation, biological process: peptide metabolic process. Gene Ontology annotation, molecular function: copper ion binding; oxidoreductase activity, acting on paired donors, with incorporation or reduction of molecular oxygen, reduced ascorbate as one donor, and incorporation of one atom of oxygen; protein binding. Gene Ontology annotation, cellular component: membrane; extracellular region. NCBI's taxonomy places the organism in Eukaryota, Metazoa, Arthropoda, Malacostraca, Decapoda, Parastacidae.
UUCUCUUAUUUACGAGUCAUUGACUGGCUGCUGGAGGCUGUUACUCCAUCCUGCUGCUGCCACUCCAUCACUCCACCGUACUCCAACAUAUGGUCCUCCAACACCACCUCCAACACUCGAUUUAUGUUGAUUUUUGUGAGGGAGGAAGACGGGUGUGAGGCAGUAGUGUAGCGUAAAUUGUCGUGGUGGCACCAAUAAUGACAGUGAUGGUGGGAGCGGCAGUGCCGUGGUUAGGGGCGGCAUUGGCAGUGCUGCUGACACUGCCCCGGGCAUGUGGGUAUGACUUCGUGCUGCCGCGGGGGCAGCCUUCCCCCUCCUCUGACACCUAUACCAAAAAUUAUACCAUGCCAGGAGCUGUUCCUAAGGUGAACGACGCCUACCUGUGCACGGCUUUCAGCCUGGAUGAGAACGUGGAGGAGUGGGUGGUGAAGUUCGACCCGCUGGCCUCGGCCAACCGGGCGCACCACAUGUUGCUCUUUGGCUGCUCUGACGUCGACCAAAAUUUAAUGAAGAACGGAUACUGGGACUGUGGUCACCAUGGAGUGUGUAUGGGGGGACGCAUAAUGUAUGCCUGGGCAAAGAACGCACCGGCAACCAACCUGCCGAAGGGUGUGGGCUUCCGUAUCGGUGGCAAGACGGGUAUCCGCUACCUCACCCUCCAGAUCCACUACUCCAAGCCCCUGCCCGAGGGCGUCAACGACCACUCAGGUGUACGCAUGGAGAUGACGCAGCAAGAACAGAAGUACAAAGCUGGUAUCUACCUUCUGGCCUCCGGCUUCACCGACAUCCCUCCAAACACCGAAAAAACUCACGCGGAUAUGAACUGUGUCAUCGGUACAACCGGGGAGCCCACAGACAUAUACCUGUUUGCUUAUCGUGUCCAUGCCCACGUGUUGGGCACCGUCAUCUCGGGGUACCUGUUCGAUUCUGCGAAAAAGGAAUAUACGGAGAUAGCCAAGGGUAACCCACACUGGCCCCAGGCAUUCUACCCCAUGUCCCAGAUAUUUCAUGUUAAAACAAGUGACAUUCUCCAUGCUCGCUGCACCUGGAACUCCACCACACGUGCCAGGCAUACGUAUAUAGGCAGCACGGCCGGUGACGAGAUGUGCAACCUGUACCUCAUGUACUACACCGACCGUGACCAGGGGUCAGAGACGGGAGGCUGCGGCUACGAGAACUUUCCCGUCAUCACUCACAACCUUCCGGCGGACAGCGACGUUCCACUGCCGCCCAAUCCGCUGCUGGAGGAGCAUGCUCAAGGCGAAAAUACACAGAAGGAGACAGCCUACACCUACAAUGCUGUAGAAGACAGUUCCGUUGAGUUAGAGAAGAAAGGUCACUCGCGCAAGGACCCCCAGCCAGGUUAUGGCUACACGAACUACGAUGACGCAGACUACAGCUUCCGUCAGCAGGUGGGCACAGCAGACGAUGGCUGGGGUUCGCAGGUUAUUGGCGACUUCGGAGGUUACAGAGAUAACAGAUACCAGGUGAAGCCGGCCACUUUCAGCACCUACGACGAUGGCAGCAGCAACUUGCCGCAGUCGCCGCAGGUUCCUCAGGGUCGCCAGAUGAAUCAUGACACCCUAGAGCCUGUCUUGAGCCAAGCUCCGAAAGACAACAAGCCGCCGAAGCAGUCAGCGUAUCGCUUGAUACGAAACUGGGGCCAGAAGGAGGUGAGGUACGGCCAGGUGGUGGCGGUGGGUAUCGACACACACGGCGAUGUGCUGGUCUUCCACCGGGGGGAACGCUCCUGGGACGGCUCCACCUUCAUAGGCAACAACCUGAGGGACAAGGUCAACCCCAUCACCCAACAUACACUGCUGCUCCUCAGCAAGGAUGCUGGCAGCAUCCUACACAAGUGGGGAGAUAACUUUUUCUUCAUGCCGCACGGAUUAACCCUGGACAAGGAAGACAAUAUAUGGGUAACGGACGUUGGAUUGCACCAGGUGUUUAAGUUCCCGGCUGGUUAUGGUCAUGGACAACCUCUCCUAACACUUGGAACAAGAUUCGAAUCCGGAAGCGACAACACUCACUUCUGCAAGCCAACCGGGGUUGCUGUCUUGCAGAGCGGAGAAUUCUUCAUCUCCGACGGCUACUGCAACUCUCGAGUACUCAAAUUUUCUGCUGACGGGAAACUUCUGUUCCAGUUUGGAAAGUCCAGUGGCAGCGGUCUAGGAGGUUUAAGACUGGGUACGGCGACGCCAGGGACCUUCAGUAUCCCUCACGCACUGACGCUGGCUGACAACGACAAGGAGGUGUGUGUGGCUGACCGUGAGAAUGGACGAGUCCAGUGCUUCGCCGCGGCCAGCGGAAAGUUUGUCAGGCUGUUCCAGUACGACGACUGGGGCAGCCGUUUGUUUUCAGCUGCAUACACUCCGGCGUUUGGUGGGAGAUUAUUCGCCGUCAACGGACCCCAAAUGUUUGGAAGUCACCAAAUUUCCGUCUUCGAGGUGGAUUAUAAUUCAGCGAAACUCCUAGGCUCAUUUAGCCCUAACAAGCAGGGCUUCAGUAACCCUCAUGACAUCGCUGUAUCUGCUGACGGCUAUGACAUCUAUGUGGUGGAGAUCGGACCUAACAAACUCUGGAAAUUCAGCCUGGAUGAAAGUUCUCCUCCGACAACCACAACACAAAAGCCCAACCUGAUUCGUCGCAUCUCCAACUUUUUCUCGCUCAUUCUUUCAUAAACACAUCUGUGGUGCAGUUGUACCCUGGUAGUGGACCGUGGUACAGUUGUUGGAAUAUGAUACAGUAGAUUUAUCCAGUAACGCACUAUACAGGUGGUUGUCAACUUACGAUAGGGUUGUGUUCUGACGAACUUAUUGUAAGUUGAAUAUAUCGCAAAUUGAAAAUAUCUUAAGUCGAAUAUGAAUACGACAUGCUAAAUAAAUGAGUCGGUAAAUAACUACUGUAACUGAAUAAGUGAAUAAACAAAUAUUGACUGUAACUAACUAAAUACCAGUAUUGAAAAGUCAGUAAAUGAAUACAAGUUAGGGACUUGUUACCUUCAUGUUGGGUAAUUAUCUUGAGUUUCAUCUCCAAAGUAACUGCUUCUGUACCAUCGUAAAGUCGAACCAUCAUAAGUCAAACCAUGGUAAGUUGAGGACCACCUGUAUACAGGACCGCCUGUAUGACUGUAUACACUUGUAUACAGUCACUUGUCUCAUAAAGCGACUCUAUAUAGAGCAGUUAUUUGUAGACGCAAUUGUGUAAGUGCAUCAAAAACUUAACCCAUCCAGGGUCCGGACUCCUGAUCUAAAACUUAGUCUUGGAGUCCAAAAAUUAUCACCCCCCACCCCCCAAGGAAAAAAAAAUUCAUACGAAAUUGGUAAAGAAUCUUUUUGCAAAGGUAGCGACACCAAAACACAAAAUUUGAUGGAAAACUUGCGAAAUUACGCUGGUGCGAACUGAGCAGUCUCAGCGCAGUUUAUGCACUGGCAAUUUUCCCCACUUUAAGAUCAAUUUAAUUGUUCCAGUCAACCAAAUUCUUUGCUAUUUCGCUGGUACGUCUUCCGUACUGUCACUUGAGCACCAGAAACUGCCCAUUCAGCUGUUUCAACUACAUAGUGUACGGCUGUGGCUGUUGUCACUUAUUUGAGGGUUAUGGCUUCUAUCAUUGUAGGGUUAUGUCUGUUGUUAUUACUGUUAUUGUAGGGUUAUGUCUGUUGUUAUUACUGUUAUUGUAGGGUUAUGUCUUGUUAUUACUGUUAUUAUAGUUAUGUCUGUUAUCACUGUUAGUUAUGUCUGUUAUCACUGUUAGUUAUGUCUGUUAUCACUUUUAUGUCUGUUAUCACUGUUAGCUGUCUGUAAUCACUCUUAGUUAUGUCUGUUAUCACUGUUAGUUAUGUCUGUUAUUACUGUUAGUUAUGUCUGUUAUUACUGUUAGUUAUGUCUGUUAUUACUGUUAGUUAUGUCUGUUAUUACUGUUAGUUAUGACUGUUAUUACUGUUAUUGUAGGGUUAUGACUGUUAUUACUGUUAGUUAUGACUGUUGUUAUUACUGUUAUUGUAGGGUUAUGACUGUUGUUACUGUUAGUUAUGACUGUUGUUAUUACUGUUAUUGUAGGGUUAUGACUGUUGUUACUGUUAGUUAUGACUGUUGUUAUUACUGUUAUUGUAGGGUUAUGACUGUUGUUAUCACUGUUAUUUUAGUUAUGACUUGUUAUCACUGUUAUUUUAGUGACUUGUUAUCAGUUUUAGGCUUUAGUUCGUAGUUUUCAACUGUUGUUAACAUUUAAGCUGUUUUUGUUAAUAUAACACAGUGAGCUCUCUUCAAAAGCUCUACGUAAGGCCGUAUUUUUGGUUAAUGAGACUGAAAAAGUCCGUCCGAAAUUGAAUAGCGGACAGGAAGGCCUCGUGGCUCGUGUUGUUCAAUUUCCGGCGAACAUUGUUAAUCGCAUUUGCGGAAAUGGUCGUAUAGCGGAGCUUUAUAAGAGACGCCACUGUAUACCUUGUUAAGCUUACUGCAUUGUGUCUGUUAAGCUUACUGCAUUUGUUAAGCUUACUGUAUUUGUUAAGCUUACUGCAUUUAUUAAGCUUACUGUAUUUGUUAAGCUUACUGCAUUUGUUAAGCUUACUAUAUUUGUUAAGCUUACUAUAUUUGUUAAGCUUAUUGUAUUUGUUAAGCUUAUUGUUAUUUGUUAAGCUUACUGUAUUUGUUAAGCUUCAAGUAUUUGUUAGCUUACUGUAUUUGUUAAGCUUACUGUAUUUGUUAAGGUUAUUGUAUUUGUUAAGCUUACUGUAUUUAAGCUUAUUGUAUUUGUUAAGCUAACUGUAUUUGUUAAGCUUACUGUAUUUAAGCUUAUUGUAUUUGUUAAGCUUACUGUAUUUGUUAAGCUUACUGUAUUUGUUAAGCUUACUGUAUUUGUUAACCUUACUGUAUUCUGCUUGUAUUUUUCGUUGUAUCAAUAAUUUCAAAAUAUUUACAUUUGUUUUAUUUUGCACAUGUUUGUACAUGUUUGCACAUGUUUGCACAUGUUUGUACAUGUUUGUACAUGCUUGUAGUUCGUCUUCAAUUUUGAUGAUAAAUUCAUUGUUGUAUCUCAUUGUCCCGUGAGAUGAGACGUUUCUCAUGUACAGUCACUUCUCUUAUAUAGUUCUUCUAUGUACAGUCAGUCCUUUUAAAAAGUUCCACUAUAUACAGUCACUUCUCUUAUGCAGUUCCACUAUAUACAGUCAUUCUUUUAAAAAGUUCCACUAUAUACAGACACUUCUCUUAUGCAGUUCCACUAUAUACAGUCAGUUCUUUUAAAAAGUUCCACUAUAUACAGUCACUUCUCUUAUGCAGUUCCACUAUAUACAGUCAUUCUUUUAAAAAGUUCCACUAUAUACAGACACUUCUCUUAUGCAGUUCCACUAUAUACAGUCAGUUCUUUUAAAAAGUUCCACUAUAUACAGUCACUUCUCUUAUGCAGUUCCACUAUAUACCUGGAGAGAGUUCCGGGGGUCAACGCCCCCGCGGCCCGGUCUGUGACCAGGCCUCCUUAGAUCAGUGUCCCAGGAUGCGACCCACACCAGUCGACUAACACCCAGGUACCCAUUUUACUGAUGGGAAACAUAGACAACAGGUGGAAAGAAACACGUCCAAUGUUUCUACUCUGGCUGGGAAUCGAACCCAGGCCCUCGCCGUGUGAAGCGAGAGCGUUAACCACCAGGCCACCAGAGCCAGUCAGUUCUCUUAUACAGUUCCACUAUAUACAGACACUUCUCUUAUACAGUUCCACUAUAUACAGUCAGUUCUUUUAAAAAGUUCCACUAGUACAGUAGAACCUCCAUAUCCGCGGAUUCGGUUUCCGUGGUUCACCGCGGCCAAAAAAUAAGCCUCAACUUUGCUUAAUAACGGCAUCAGAGGACAACGGUAGUGAUGGUGGGAGUUGUUUUGAGGCUGAGAGAAGCCGUCAAGUGCUGCCCAGCACUGGACAAGUGAUAAUUCUCCACUUAUUGUGCGUAAUUUAUCAAUUAGACUUUAUCGUAGGUUGAUACAGUCUUGGUACAGUCUUGAUACUGUCCUGAUACAGUCUUGAUGCAGUCUUGAUACAGUCUUGAUACAGUCUUGAUACAGAUUUAGACACACAUACAACAUCUGGGUAUCAUUAUUGUAGAUGUUUCACCAUCCAGUGGCUUUAUCAAUACAGAUUCUAGGACAUAAUUUGAAGACAGAAGAACUGUAUACAAAAGAUGAGGUAAACAGUCCCUCAGUCUUGGUGUUGGUGUGAAGACCACCGUAGUUGUAGAGAUUCUGGAGCAGAGACGAGGAGACUGGCGCUCAUAUACUAAUCUUCAUCUUGUCGGUAUUGUAUACCGUUCUUGCACAACUUGUCAGACACUGCAACAUAAUGGAAUCUUGGUUCAGAGGACAUCUACAAGACCUUCUUCACAGCUACUACAACUUACCCAUCUCUUUGGGUAGGACCUACUUCCACUGGGGAAUCCCGCCUACCAGUGACUAUGCCCUCAUCUGCUACCCAUCCCCUUUCCACCUGAUGAUUAGUAUAUAAGCGCCAGCCUCGUUGCCUCUGCUCCAGAAUCUACGGUGGUCUCCACGCCAACACCAAGGCCGAGGGACUAAUUAUCUCAUCUUUUGUAUAUGGUUCUACAGUCCUAGAAGCUGUACUGAUAAAGCCACUGGAUGGCAAAAUGUCUAAAAUCAAGAUACCCAGAUGUUGUACAUGUGUCUAAAUCUUCAUCUUGUCAGUAUUGUUUAUCAUGCAUGUACGACAGUCGAGAUACAGUCCUGAUACAGUCUAGACACAGUCUUCAUAUAUGUAAAUGAAAACGACUUCUAUAUAGAUUUCGCUACUGUCCAUGGUUUUGGGCAUCCAUGGUACGUCUUGGAAGGUAUCCCUAGAGGAUACCAGGGUACUACUGUAUACCAGGGUACUACUGUAUGCCAGGGUACUACUGUAUGCCAGGGCACUACUAUAUACUAGGGCACUACUAUAUACCAGGGUACUACUGUAUACCAGGGUACUACUGUAUACCAGGGUACUACUGUAUAGCAGGGUACUGCUGUAUACCAGGGCACUACUGUAUGCCAGGGUACUACUGUAUAGCAGGGUACUGCUGUAUACCAGGGUACUACUGUAUGCCAGGGUACUACUGUAUACCAGGGUACUAUUGUAUACCAAGGUACUACUGUAUACCAGGGUACUAUUGUAUACCAAGGUACUACUAUAUACCAGGGUACUACUAUAUACCA